Racocetra persica is the source of this 686-nucleotide messenger RNA. NCBI's taxonomy places the organism in Eukaryota, Fungi, Glomeromycota, Glomeromycetes, Diversisporales, Gigasporaceae. The record is from the annotation of a GenBank genome assembly.
GUCACCAUAAAUGAUAAUUUUGCAAAAUUAUCUGAAGCUCUUUUCACCGCAGACAGGCAUGCUCGUGAAGAACACAAAAAGCCAGAGAAGAAAGGUGACUAUGUUGUUCACCUAAUAGAUAAAGUUUAUAAAUAUCGUAUUAAUUAUAAUAAUAUUGUUACAACUGUCAGAGCUGGUAUUUCUUCGACGACUUUGAACGCAUCAGAAUCCGAUUCUGAAUUAUCUCGAAUGGGUGCAGAACAAAGAGCAAAAUAUCUCGCACGUGAGCAAAACAGAGAUAUUUCUGAAAAGAUUGCAUUGGGUCUUGCAAAACCCACACUUAGUAAAGAUAGUCUUUAUGACUCUCGAUUAUUCAAUCAGUCAGAAGGUCUAUCAUCAGGAUUUAAAGAUGAUGAAGUUUAUGAUCUGUAUGAUAAACCACUUUUUGCUAGCUCAAGUUCCACAAGUAUAUAUAAUCCUAAAAAGAAUUAUGAUACUGAUCAAUAUGGUGGUGGAGAUGAAGAAAGCAUUAACAGAAUACUAAGUGUUGAUAGAUUUGGGAUUGCUUCAAAAGGUUUUCAAGGAGCUGAUAAAAGCCGGCCAAGAGAUGGACCUGUGGAAUUUGAAAAAGAAGAAGCCGAUCCAUUUGGGUUUAAUCAGUUCUUGGAUGAUGCUAAAAAAGGAAGUAAACGUGGACUGGAGACGAU